AAAAAAUAAUAAAAAAAAAGCGCUGGAAAGGCCAAGCUCAUACUGGUGACGAGGACACGAAAACUGAUACGGAUCCGAAAAUGGAAGAAUCAACGGCGAAAUUAGAGAAAUCGAUAGCCGCACCCAUUAUAUUCACUAUUGUCAUAGCUCUGCAGUUCCUUUCUCGCUAUUUCGAAAUCAAUCAAAAGAAAGGUUCUACAAGUUCUGAAGAUAUGCAGUUGCGAGCAGAAAUCAAGCAGCUGUUAAAGGAGGCAAGUGCCUUGUCACAGCCUUCAACAUUUGCACAAGCUGCAAAACUGAGGAGGUUAGCUACUGCCAAGGAGAAGGAACUUGCAAAAAAUCAAGAAGUUCGCAGCAAAGAGGCGAAAAUGUCAUAUGAUACAUACACAAAAGGCCUUACUAUUUUGCAGGUCUUGACGUACGUGUUAUUGAUUAUCUGGUUUUGGCGUAUUCCUGUGGCUUCCAUAUCCAAGCAGCUCGUACAGCCCUUUGGGAAGAUGUUGUCAUGGCGAGCUGGAGGUCCUGCCAAUGAAAAUGUUAUGGUGGGGAUUAUUCCGUGGUUGAUACUGUCUACUAGAGUCAGCAAAUCUAUCAGUCGAAGAAUAUUCAAGUAGGAGCCAGAAGUAAAAGCGACGACAACAAACUGACCAAUUUUUUCCCUUUCCUUUUGAUAUCUAAUUUAUUUUAUUGUCAACUCAUUUGGAAUCUGUAAAUUGAAUGCGCUACACCUUUGUAAGGAGUAACCGUUUUCUUCUUCCGCAAGUAGGAACAAAUGCGGUGAGUUAGAAAAUCAUGUCUGAAAUGAGUGAUUUUAUACUGCUUUUUGGCUUUGAAAAGCAAAUGCAGUUUGUUUUCUUGGGUU
Molecule: messenger RNA, 862 nt
Organism: Lycium barbarum (goji berry)
Lineage: Eukaryota; Viridiplantae; Streptophyta; Magnoliopsida; Solanales; Solanaceae
Product: protein GET1-like
Exons: 7
Coding region: 81-614 (177 amino acids)
Biological process (GO): tail-anchored membrane protein insertion into ER membrane
Cellular component (GO): cytosolic small ribosomal subunit; nucleus
Molecular function (GO): structural constituent of ribosome
Source: RefSeq, a predicted model, not a curated record